Molecule: messenger RNA, 830 nt
Organism: Ficedula albicollis (Collared flycatcher)
Lineage: Eukaryota; Metazoa; Chordata; Aves; Passeriformes; Muscicapidae
Product: PDZ and LIM domain protein 5-like
Exons: 8
Coding region: 44-763 (239 amino acids)
Biological process (GO): actin cytoskeleton organization; heart development; muscle structure development
Cellular component (GO): stress fiber; filamentous actin; Z disc
Molecular function (GO): actin binding; muscle alpha-actinin binding
Source: RefSeq, a predicted model, not a curated record
CAGGCAUCAGUUCUUUGGAUUUGGUCCUUGAAUACUAAACAUCAUGAGCAACUACAGCGUGUCUUUGGUCGGGCCAGCUCCCUGGGGUUUCAGGCUUCAAGGGGGCAAGGAUUUCAAUGUGCCUCUUUCUAUCUCUCGACUUAAUGACGGUGGCAAGGCAGCCCAAGCACACGUGGGGAUUGGUGAUGUGGUUCUCACCAUUGAUGGGAUAAGCACGGAUGGGAUGACUCAUCUAGAAGCACAAAACAAGAUCAAGGCAUGUACGGGCAAUUUGAACAUGACUCUGCAAAGAGUGUCUUCUAUACAAAAACCGGAUCAUUUUCAUGUGACAAAGCACGGUGCCGCCCCGAGCGCCUCGGCCGCCGACGGCGCCCAGGACGCAGCCCAGGGGCCGCGACGAGGAGGCGCCGACAGCCAGGGGGACAGUAAACAGCAAAAUGGGAAAAACCCACCCAAACGCCCCCCGCGGAAGCACAUCGUGGAUACCUACACCGAGUUCUACCACACGCCCACGCACAGCGACGCCAGCAAGAAGCGGCUGAUCGAGGACACCGAGGACUGGCACCCGCGCACCGGCACCACCCAGUCCCGCUCCUUCCGCAUCCUGGCGCAGAUCACCGGCACCGAUCGCAUGAAAGAACCAGAAAAUGAAGCUGGGAAGAAGACUAAGGAAAAGGUUCCCAUCCACGUCCUUAGCCCUAAAUAUACAAAAUUACGUGACUGGCACCAUGAAGUCUCAGCACGUGUUCUUAAUGUCCAGUGAUUUUACCCAAGUUGUAAAAGCAAAAUACAAACACUUCCUUUCUUUCUUCUUUUCCAUCGCUUUGCAA